UAAAUAAAUAAACAAAUAAAGAAACGAAGAGAACAUUUGGCGAAACAAAGGAGAAAACUAUAUUGGUGACUCCUCCAAAGAUCGAGAGAAGAGUUUAAGGCGAUUGAUUAUUGUCCGAAAGAUUCAAACUUUUCUUUUGGUAGAUACACAAAUCAUCGAUUGGUGUUUGGUAGUCUCGUCGAUCGCGGGGGGUCUGCUUUGGGAAUGGCGCAGCAAGAGGGGCAGGGGGGAAGCAUGGACCCUGCCGUUCUAGACGACAUCAUUCGUCGCUUGUUGGAUUACAGAAACCCUAAGCCUGGAACCAAACAGGUCAUGCUCAACGAGUCUGAGAUCCGACAGCUUUGCAUCGUCUCCAAAGAGAUUUUCCUUCAGCAGCCUAACCUCCUUGAGCUCGAAGCUCCCAUCAAGAUCUGCGGUGAUAUACAUGGACAGUACUCAGAUCUAUUGAGGCUAUUUGAGUACGGAGGCUUCCCUCCUGCAGCUAACUACUUAUUCUUAGGAGACUACGUGGACCGUGGGAAGCAGAGCUUAGAGACCAUCUGUCUUCUCCUCGCCUACAAAAUCAAAUACCCAGAGAACUUCUUCCUCCUAAGAGGCAACCACGAGUGUGCUUCCAUCAACAGAAUCUACGGUUUCUACGACGAAUGCAAACGUAGGUUCAGCGUCAGACUCUGGAAAGUCUUUACAGAUUCUUUCAACUGCCUCCCCGUGGCUGCUGUCAUAGACGAUAAGAUUCUGUGCAUGCACGGUGGUCUUUCUCCCGAUUUGACAAACGUGGAACAGAUUAAGACAAUGAAGCGACCUACCGAUGUUCCGGACUCUGGUCUGCUUUGUGAUCUUCUUUGGUCUGAUCCGAGCAAAGAUGUUAAAGGAUGGGGGAUGAACGACCGUGGAGUGUCUUACACGUUUGGGCCUGAUAAGGUUGCUGAGUUUCUGAUAAAGAAUGAUAUGGAUCUCAUAUGCCGUGCUCACCAGGUUGUGGAGGAUGGUUAUGAGUUCUUUGCUGAUAGGCAGCUUGUGACUAUAUUCUCAGCGCCUAACUACUGUGGCGAAUUCGACAAUGCGGGUGCAAUGAUGAGUGUUGAUGAGAGUUUAAUGUGUUCUUUCCAAAUACUUAAGCCUGCGGAUCGGAGGCCCCGGUUCUUAUGAAUGUAAUGAGUUUAAACCCUCUGCGGGAGAGAGAGAGAAACCUUUGAUGCUCUCCCUGAGGCAUUGUCCUGAGAGGCCUUACAUUUUACGUGUUAUUAUAUCAUCAUUUUACUUGAACACUUUGCCAUUUAUUUUUCUCAAAACUGUAUGUUCUUAUCAUCUUCUUCUCUGACUCUCAUAUUAGACAGUAAAAAAAGUCUGCAAAGUUUUUUUUUUC
This is a messenger RNA of Brassica oleracea var. oleracea, 1366 nucleotides long. RefSeq names its product serine/threonine-protein phosphatase PP1 isozyme 2-like. The coding region runs from base 205 to 1149 and encodes 314 amino acids. Gene Ontology annotation, cellular component: nucleus; cytoplasm. The record is from RefSeq and is a predicted model, not a curated record. The transcript is spliced from 4 exons. NCBI's taxonomy places the organism in Eukaryota, Viridiplantae, Streptophyta, Magnoliopsida, Brassicales, Brassicaceae. Gene Ontology annotation, molecular function: protein serine/threonine phosphatase activity.